CCCUUCUCCCCUCUUAUUCCUUCCCACCGCUUUUCCGUUCUUUCCUCGCACUUUCUUCAGGAAUCCCCGUUCUUGCUCUUGGUCCGGCGGCCGCCUUCUCCAAGGGGCCUGCGGCUCAUGGGUUCGGAAGUUGAGCUUCUAACGCGGUCGUUUGAAGAUGACAGGCUUGUCCUUUGUCCUAAGCAGGAGUCACAGAUUUCAGCAAGUAUGGCCCCCCGCAAGAAGCGUCGAAACACCCCAAAGUUGCCCCUGGCCUUAAACCCCCGGAAGAGCAAGGACGUGCUGGCAGUGCUGGCGGAGAGGAACCAGCCUGUGGUGCCAGUGGGGGCGUGGGUGGAACCUGCCUCGCCGCGCAGUUCGGGAAACACAGCGUAUACUGCAGCAUAUGUAAUUGAGAAAGAACUAAAGGAACAGUUAAGAAAAAAACAAGAAGCUUUGAAGCGUUUUCAGAGACAAGCCAAACACCGAGUAAAUCAACGAAUUAGGCUAAAAAAAAAGCAACAGCUUGAGAAGUUCUAUGAAGAAGCAGAAAAAGAAGACACUGUAGGUAUGCUGCCUUCAGAUCUAGAACACUUAACUUCUAGAAGAACAACGAUUUUUCCAAAGACUUUGAAUGCUGCUAUUGGAAGUGCUUGGUCACCUUCUUCCCAGAAGCUUGAUGAUGGAAUACAAGACAGAGAGAAUCAGAAUCAAUUAAUACAACACGCCCUGGCUCUUAGGAAAACCAUGAAACAGGCACGUCACCAGCUGGCAUCCUUUAAAACUAUGAAUCAAAAAUAUGCAACAGUGUUUCCACAUGAUACAAGGAAAAGCUGUCCCGCCCAACAGGAACCUGACUCUGAGGAAUCUUCAUCGAUUACGAUAGACAAGAAAGGGGAAGAAAAAUUGUUUUGGAAGAACCAACAGGGUUUCUUUUCUGAAGAGAAGAACAAAGCUUUCAGCAGAGUUCAGAAAAUACAAUUCAAAACUCCAUUAUAUGCUGUAAUAGAAGAGGAACAGCUAAAUGAGUUACAGGAUAUUCUGCCAGAAACGCAGGAUUAUCUUUCAGAAACCCAAGGUGAUCUGCUGGAGACCCAGGGUGAUCUAACAGGAGUGCAGAGUGUUGAGCUGGAAGCCCAGAAUAUUGAGCCACAUUCCCAGGCUGUUGAGCUGGCAGGCCAGCCUAUGGACGGCCAAGUUGUUGAACCCAAAGCCCAGGCCAUUGAACUUAAAGUCCAGGUUGUUAAGCUAGAACCUCAGAGUCUGAUGCUGGAAGCCCAGAGUAUUGAACUAGAAGAUGGAAAUACGUUGGAAGUCCAUGAUUUUUUAUCCCCAAAUCAGGCUUUUCUACCCAAAGACCAGAACAUUCUACCCAAUGACCAGAAUAUUCUACUCAAGUGUCAGGACCAACAUAUUCUACGCAAAGACCAGCAUGUUUUCCCCAAAGACCAGGAUAUUCAACCCAAAUAUCAGGACCAGGAUUUUAUACCCAAAUGUCCAGACCAACAUAUUCUACGCAGAGAUCAGCAUGUUUUCCCCAAAGACCAGGAUAUUCAACCCAAAUAUCAGGACCAGGAUUUUAUGCCCAAAUGUCCAAACCAACAUUUUAUACCCAAAGACCAGCAUAUUCUUGCUAACGACCAGAAUAGCAUACCCAAAUUUCAACACCAGCAUUUUCUACCCAGAGAGCAAUGUGUUCUCACCAAAGGUCAGCAUGUUUUCUCCAAUGAACAGAAUACUCGAUGCAAAUGUCAGGACCAGGAUUUUCUACCCAGAUAUCAGAAAGUCCGCUUCAAGGAGCCAUAUUCUGUUAUAAAUGAGAGAGGGAGACAUGGCUUUUCUCUGGCAGGUUAUCAGUCUCCGACUCCUAAAGUUCAGGACCAGGUGUGCAUCAGUGAUCAGAACAUGUUUUUCGAGCAGCCGUCAUCUUUUCUGAGAGAAGUGAGAGUGAGAGAUGAAUUUCCUCCGGAGUAUCAUCAUUAUGUUAACCCUCAAGUCCAGGACCAAGCCUCCCCUGGCGAUCAGAGCUUAUACUCCAGGCAGCAGCCAUCUGUCGGAACAGCUGAAAGAUGGCGAGAUUUGCUUCUGGAUGGCCAUCAGUAUCUUCCAGCCAAGCACCCGAGAGAAGCUUCCAGCAGAAGGCAGGUUUAUGAUAAAUGUCAAUCAGGAUGGAACACUGAAUUCCAAACUCCACUAGGACUUCAGUUUGGAGUAAAUCAAGAAGAAGACAAAAAAGAGCGUCAAAAGCGGUACCUGAGAUAUAGGCGACUUUUCAUGGAUAUUGAAAGAGAAAAAGUAAAAGAACAACAAAGGCAAAAAGAAUGCAGGAAGAGAAUUGAAAAAAUUAAGAGAAAGAAAGAGCAGCAACGUUAUGCUGAAGAGCAGAGGAUAUUAAGAAUGAACUUUCAUGAAGAGCCAUGUUCAGGGGAGAAGAUGAGUGAGAUGUUAGCGCAGCUACAGCUCGAGGAAACGAAAGAAGCCAGAGAAAAACAGCAACGAAGAGAAAGGGAAUGUCAAAGGUAUCUAGAAGCUUUAAGGGUCCAGAUCCAAGAGAAAAUGCGGCUGUAUAAUAUUACUUUACCUCCACUCUGCGGCUGCGGUCCUGAUUUUUGGGAUGCUCAUCCUAAUACCUGUGCCAACAAUUGUAUUUUCUAUAAAAACCACAGAGCUUAUACCCGGGCACUAUAUUCAGUCAUCAAUUCCUGUGAUAGAGGGACCUUGAUUCUUCGAGCUGCCAUUCAUAAUUUUGCUUCUGCCUACAGACGGACUUUGAAAAAUGUAUAUUCAGAAUCUGAAAUCAACUGUUAGUAUUUCAGCCUUCGCUUAAAAUCAAUUCUCUGAGAGAUUGUUCAGGAAAAACUGUUAAAGUGUAUAAUCUGAAAGGAAGACUGUCCCACGUAACAACAGUCUCUGCAAUUAUAUUGGAACCAUCGUUUCAGUCUCCAUCUUGGGACCACGAUGGAAAGUUGACUUCCACACUUGCCUCUUUGCUGUGAACCAUGUGGAGUUUAUUGUUUUAAAAAUGAUCAGUCAGACCAGUAAGGUUUAUCUUACUUUGCUCUGUUCUGAUCUGAAGAGAUCAUGAGAAAUCUUUGAGAUUACCUUGUUUAUUGUCUUUCUAAAACUGUAUCUUUGAGUUUUAACAAAAUUGGAAAUGUCUGGAAGAAGCAGAAAAGAAAGAUGAUGAAAUGAGUUUCUUCGCAUCAGUGGUCAUCUAGAUUCCUGCUAGCUUUUCUAGUUGUAUAUAACAAUUAGAGAUGAGAAGGAUUUGAAUUUGAUGCACUUUUUUUCUAAAAAUUUCUUUGGGGUUUUUUUGGUGUGUGUGUGUGUGUUUUAACUUAUUACCUCUUUCCCCAUUCAGCGAAUUGGUCAUAAACCUUUUUAAUUUUAUAAUUUUCAUUGCCAAAAAAGGGAAAAUAAACCCUCUGUCUUUUGAGCA
Messenger RNA from Myotis myotis, 3418 nucleotides. RefSeq names its product coiled-coil domain containing 15 (gene CCDC15). The record is from RefSeq and is a predicted model, not a curated record. The transcript has 14 exons. NCBI's taxonomy places the organism in Eukaryota, Metazoa, Chordata, Mammalia, Chiroptera, Vespertilionidae. Bases 118 to 2787 code for a protein of 889 amino acids. Gene Ontology annotation, cellular component: centrosome.